AAAGAGUAAACAAACCACCAGAUUGCGAUGCUUCACCAGCGUAUAAGGCACCAGGGCGUGUUUAGAAGAUGGUUAUCAACCAUCAGAGUCUCUGAAGAAGUGCGGGAUGCGCUGGCUUGUAAUAGGCCUGUUGUUGCGCUGGAAUCUACAAUCAUCACACACGGCUUGCCUUUCCCGGAGAACUUGAGUAUGGCGAAGAGGGUUGAAAAGGAGCUGAGGUCCAGUGGUGUUACUCCUGCAACGAUGGCGUUCAUCAAGGGUAUUCCUAAGGUUGGCUUGGGUGAGUCUGAAAUUGAAUUCUUAGCGAGAUCAGAUGCGGCGGUGAAGGUGUCUCGGAGAGAUAUCCCAUAUGUUAUGGCCAAUUCAUUGAAUGGUGGAACGACAAUCAGUGGGACGAUGAUACUAGCACAUAAAACUGGGAUCAAAGUGUUUGCCACUGGAGGACUUGGUGGUGUCCAUAGGGAUGGUGAAAACACCAUGGACGUUAGCGCUGAUCUGGACGAGCUGGGGAGAACACCUGUGGCGGUUGUGUGUGCUGGCCCGAAAAGCAUUCUCGAUAUUGAACGCACCAUGGAGUAUUUGGAGACAAAGGGGGUAUUUGUUGGAACUUUAGGACCACCAGGCACAAAUAUUCCCGGGUUCUAUACGAGAGAUUCAGGUGUGAAGUCCGUCUAUAACUUUCAAGAUUUGAGACAAGCGGCAGAGAUCAUCUACCAGGGAGAAUUGAUGGGACUUGAGUCUGGUCAACUCCUUUGCAUUCCUCCACCUAAGGAAAUUGCGCUCGAUGACAAGUAUAUCAGCUCAAUUAUAGAGGAUGCCAACAGGGAGGCACAUGCACUCGGUAUAAAGGGUAAAGAACUGACACCAUACCUCUUGAGUAAGAUUGCAACCGCAACAGGAGGUGCCAGUGUCAAGUCAAACGUUGAAUUUGUCUUGAACAAUGCUAGAGCUGCCGCUUCUGUUGCUAAGCAUCUGUGCCAAUUGAAAACUAGCGGAGAAAACCGAGUAGAGGAACAGGUUUCAGAACCACUUCACGAAUCUGGUCAAUUAGAAUCUACAAAGGCAACGGGGGAGGUUAAAUCUUUAGUGAUAGGUUCCAUUGCUCUCGACACGUACUGUUGUAUGAAAGGCGACAUUGUUCUUCAGGAUUCAAACCCUGCCACAAUGGCUACCUCGAUUGGUGGUGUUGGAUAUAACGUUGCCCUCGAAUCGUACAAGCAAGGUAACGAAUCCAUGAGAUUCGUAUCCAGUGUGGGUAAUGAUCCUUACGGUUCAAAGAUUAUGGAUUCCCUUGAUUUGCCAUCAACAUCGAUAGCGGUCUCCCCUUCGAGAACAGCACAAUAUAUAUCAUUCCAUGAUGCUGAUGGUUCUCUUUUCAUUGGUGGUGCUGAUAUGACGAUCAUUGAAGAAAUCCAACCAGACUUUGUCGAAAACGUGAUUAGAGAAGCCUCCCCCAAAGUUGUUUUGUCUGAUUGUAACCUUUCAAAGGAUCUCAUCAACUUCAUCAACAAGUUAAGCACCAAGUACGGGUUCAAAUACGUUGUUGAACCAACGUCAUCUACGAAGGCUUCGAGGUUGGCCAUCGACUCUCUCUCUCCAGAUCACCCAAUCCAUCUGUGCACCCCUACAGUUGCCGAAUUAUGCUCUUUAUACGAAUCUUUUGAACAGAAUGGGAAGUUCGAUCUCGAUCUAUGGUUCCCGGUAAUUGACAGGCUGGGACUCGAUGGUGUUUUCAGAAGCAACGUCGAGGCAGCCACAAUGAGGAAUCCACAGUAUAGAGAGAUAGUUUCGAAAGGCGUUGUACAGAUGGCUAGCAGUUUACUACCCUACUUUAACUGUUUACUGGUGAAAGACGGCAUUAAUGGUGUUUAUCUGUUCUCACGCCACAGUGAUAUCGUCAAAGUACCCAAAGUUGACGGCGUAGAUCUUUCUUUAAGAUCUAGAGGCAAGGAUCACGAAGGAGUCCUGUUCGAGCAUUACAGCUCCCCAGAGCCUCUACAGACGGUAUCAAACGUUACAGGCGCUGGGGACACAUUGCUCGGGUUCCUGUUUAAGGAGAUGUCUGAUGACGUUAAUGCACUAAAGGGCGAUAAGCGUUCACAGAUAAUCCAUUCAGCGCAACUGGCCGCGAUUGGUAAGAUUAAGUAAAGUUAAACAUUAUAUAAGCAAUUGGUUGAAGAAUCAUCAAAGAAUAUUAUAUCUCCACACAAAAAGCGUGCGCCUACCUGCUGACGGCAUUAAAGCUGAUAAGAUAAACCAACGUGCUCUGCAAUUGGGUGUGUGGGUGUAGGCUGUAAGCAACCACGCCCGAAGCAGGAAGUUAUAAGAGGCUCGUGUCAAGUUUAUGAUAACCAUCUGAAUUUGAGGUGCAGUGCUAAUA
Molecule: messenger RNA, 2380 nt
Organism: Williopsis jadinii
Lineage: Eukaryota; Fungi; Ascomycota; Saccharomycetes; Phaffomycetales; Wickerhamomycetaceae
Product: pseudouridine-5'-phosphate glycosidase family protein
Exons: 1
Coding region: 28-2148 (706 amino acids)
Molecular function (GO): pseudouridylate synthase activity
Source: RefSeq, a predicted model, not a curated record